Molecule: messenger RNA, 1014 nt
Organism: Trypanosoma theileri
Lineage: Eukaryota; Euglenozoa; Kinetoplastea; Trypanosomatida; Trypanosomatidae
Exons: 1
Coding region: 1-1014 (337 amino acids)
Source: RefSeq, a predicted model, not a curated record
AUGUCAGUACGUCACGUCCCUUGUGUUCUCACUAUUGCACUGUGUUGUGUCUGCAGUUGUGUGGUAGCUGAUGAUGGAGCUCAAGCUCUUGAGGCUAAUCCUAAGCAACCUGGCUCUGAGGGUUUACCUGCUCAUGUUAAUGAACAUUCUGGCGCUUCUCCUUGUCAACCUGGUUCAACUGUUGGGAAAGAUGGUACUUCUCCGUGUUUAGAAAGUGGUGGUGGGGUACGUAAUGAUGAUCGUGUGGUUGGUGGAGCUCUUCAGGAUCCGUUAACGCAUUCUGACCAAAUACCCAAAACCGAAAUAACUGAUCAACCACCUGGGGGAAGUGGUCUUACCGUUGCGGAAAGGGAACUUUCCGAACAAGUUCUGGAACGGAAAGAAGUAGGUGGAGAAAGUGAGGAGAAUCUCAAAAGAGCGGGUGGUGCUGCAAGACCUGAUUCUUCUGAUGGUGCUGGAGUGAGUGGAGCUGCUGGUGUUGCACCUCCUUCUCCAACACGUGAGACUGAAUCAGGUGGAACUGUUAAACUCCAGGAUAAAGGAGAAGCAUUAGCUCCAGCGGUAACCGAAGGGGAUGACUCUCUAGCUGCUGGUCACGGGAAUGAGAGACAAAUAACUGCAGAGGGACAAGCUGAGAAAUUGGAAACCCCACCACAAGAAAGGGAUGGUGCAAGUACAGGGAGAACUACAACAUCUUCAACUAAUGAAGUGAGCAGUACAGGAACUGAAGAAAAUAACGAGAAUCAACAAGCAGAAGGAAAUGGUAUUCAGUCUACUUCACCAACUUCACCUGCACCAACAGAAGGUGAUGCAAUGAGGGAUACUGACAAUACACCCAGUAAUAAUGAGGAAUCAACCUCAACCACCACCACGACAACAACAACAACACUUCCUCCUGAACUCACAAACAACAAGAAGGGUGAUGCAGACAGUAGCAGCAGUAUCAGCAGUUCUGUGUGGGUGCGUGUACCACUACUGAUUGUGGUUACACUGGCCUGUAUUCUUGUGUGCUGA